Messenger RNA from Polychytrium aggregatum, 1699 nucleotides. RefSeq names its product C2H2 type zinc-finger-domain-containing protein. The coding region runs from base 158 to 1510 and encodes 450 amino acids. The transcript has 4 exons. NCBI's taxonomy places the organism in Eukaryota, Fungi, Chytridiomycota, Chytridiomycetes, Polychytriales. The record is from RefSeq and is a predicted model, not a curated record. Gene Ontology annotation, cellular component: preribosome, large subunit precursor. Gene Ontology annotation, biological process: ribosomal large subunit biogenesis. Gene Ontology annotation, molecular function: zinc ion binding; nucleic acid binding.
CGUCACACCAGCCGGACUCCGACACCCCCCAAGCAGCCGCAGAUAAAAUCCUUGCAUCUCGCUUCCGAUCGCCGCACUUUCAGCACAUCUACAACACAUCCACAGCACAUCUACAACACAUCCACAACCCAACGUCGCAUCGCUAUCACCCAGCACCAUGGACGAAACCGAAUCCAUCCACUCCGAAACGGCAUCCGAGUUCUCCGAAACCUCCUCGGGCCUCUCUCAUCCCACGAUGCAGGUGCCUGCUCCGAUGGCCCGCUCCUACAUCCAUGCCCCGAGAUCAAAUCUCUACACUUGUCUGGCCUGUCAGGUCGCCUUCCGCUCCGCUGAUCAGCAGCGCGAGCACUACCAUAGCGACUGGCAUCGCUACAAUCUGAAGCGCAAGGUUGCCGAGCUGCCUCCAGUGGCUCUCGAAGAGUUUGCCAAGCGCCUCGAGGCCCAGCAGUCCAAGCACCAAGCCGACGUAGCCCAGGCUGCAUUCACGGCCGAAUGUGCUCCCUGCCGCAAGGAGUUCCAGACCGAGAACGCAUACCAGAACCAUCUCCAGUCCAAGAAGCACAAAGAGCUAGCGGCCAAGCAUGAGGCCAAGCGAGCCGGCCAGCCAGCCCUGGAGCAGUCGUCGACCGAAUCCAGCUCGUCGGCAGACGACAGCAUGGACACGGCCUCGACUACCAAGCGCAACUGGCGCCUGGAGCUGGCCUCGGCCACCACCGCCGAAGAGGCCGAGGCUCUCUGGGAAGAGAAGAUUGCAUCGGCGCCGCGCCUGACCGAGACUGACUGCCUCUUCUGUACCAAAAAGUCCGGCUCGCUCGAGGCCAACAUCAAGCACAUGUCUGCUGCCCACAGCUUCUUCAUCCCGGACAUUGAAUACCUGGCUGAUCUCAAGGGCCUGCUCCUGUAUCUGGGCGAAAAGAUUUCUGUCGGCAACAUCUGCCUGUACUGCAACGGUGCCGGGCGUGCCAUCCAUUCGCUCGAGGCCGUGCGCGCGCACAUGAUCGACAAGGGCCACUGCAAGGUUCUAUAUGAAGGCGAUGCCGAAAUGGAGCUGGCAGAGUUCUACGACUUUAGCUCGACAUGGGAAGAUGUCGACGAGGACGAGGACGAGGAGAUUGUCGAUGCCGAUGCGGACAAUGGCGAUGGAGAGUGGGAAGAUGCAUCAGAGGCUGGAAAUGGACCAUCGUCACGAAGCGGCCCUUCGCUCGUGAUCAUGGACGAGACCCAGAUGGUUCUUCCAUCCGGCCACCGCGUCGGCCACAGACAGUUCAACAAGAUCUGGAAGCAGACUCUGAAACCAGACGAAACUCGCGACGCCGCGAUCAUCAGCCGGCUUAUGGGCCAGUAUCGCGAGCUGGGCUGCCUGCCAACCAACUCGCCCGAGCGUCUGGUCAUCCGCGACAAGAUGAUGCAGGCCAAGACCCAGAUCAAGCAGUACCAGGACUACAAGAUGCGCACGGGCAUCAAAGCAAACAAGCUCCAGCGGCACUUCCGUCACCAGGUCGAUUACUAAACGAUCCAGGCGCCUUCACCCCAUCGCGCGGCACCUCCUUCUGGUCAGCCGUACCUACGAUGCAUUCGGCUCUUCCGGAGCACCGACAGUCUCUGCGAUCGAUUCCGCGUCUUGCGCUGUUGAUGAUGGUCCUAUUUGUGGGCCUCUGCUACAUGUGUAGUUGGCGGUAAUAUACACCAGUAUCGUUCA